Messenger RNA from Pseudopipra pipra, 5233 nucleotides. It is a transcript of the gene CILP2, whose product is annotated as cartilage intermediate layer protein 2. The transcript has 8 exons. The record is from RefSeq and is a predicted model, not a curated record. Bases 847 to 4620 code for a protein of 1257 amino acids. Lineage: Eukaryota; Metazoa; Chordata; Aves; Passeriformes; Pipridae.
CACGGGCCUGGCGUGACCUCCCCUGUGGGGACACGGGCAGCCGGGGGGGCCCCGUGGGUGGCUGUGGGGUCUCUGGUGCUGCCACAUCCCCCUGCAGCCUGAAUCUCCCGGAAAACACCGGGAAAGGGUCGCUGGAGCAGCCCCCCCUCCACGGGGUGCUCAUUGCCAGUGACGAGCCGCCUCUGGGGACUGUCCACCCCCCCCCGCCCCAGCAGGGAGAGUGUUCGUGACCCCAGUGCAGCCCCCGGAGCUGCCUCCCCCUCGGGGGGCUCAGCGCAGCCGGAGCUCCGGGGAAUGCGGGGAAUGCGCCGGGAUUUCCGGGCCGAGGGAGGGGGCUGGGGGUGACCUGGGGCCGGGGGGGGGGGUUCCCCACGCCGCCAGCCCCCGUCACAAGGGGUGUUUUGCAUCCCGAAACCCCAGAGGGGCACUGGGGAGCCGUGCCCGGUGCCAGCCCCACCCCGGGCUCUCUCGGCGCUCCCAGGGCACGGCAGCGGUGCCGGGGCAGUGCCUACCGAGCACCGAGACCCCCCCCCCCCGGCAGCGGUGCCAGGGCAGCGCUGGCACCCCCAGCUCAUCCCCGACCGCGGCAGCGCCGAGGCCGGGCUCGCUCUCGCCUCUUCCCCUUCCCUCCCUCCGCAUUCCCAAGUGCAUCCAAUUUUAGCAGCUUUGCAAAAACAAGCCCUCAAGUUUCCCGGGCUGGAGCGGCGGCACGGCCGGCUCGGGGAGGGCUCCUUCCCGCUUCCCACUUGGACACGGCUCCGGCCCCGUGUGCCAGGAGCGAGGGGGACAGGCCUCCUAUAAAGCCCCGCGGAGCCGUUCCCGCUCCCAGUGCCGGCCGGAGCAGCCAUGGGGGAGCUGGCGCUGGCACUGCUGGCGCUCGCCGCCCUGCACGGGGCCGGGGCCACAGAGCCCCUGGAGAACGACUCGGAGCCCGGGAAGAGCGGAACAGUGGGAAAGCCCUGGAAAGCCGCGCCCAACCCAGCAGAGCUGGACCUGGACACGGCAGGUAAAGGUGCUGAGUGGACGUCCUGGUUCAACAUCGACCACCCCGGGGGGGACGGGGACCACGAGAGCCUGGAGGCCAUUCGCUUCUACUACCGGGGCCGCGUCUGCGAGCGGCCCGUGGCCAUCCAGGCCCGGACCACCGAGUGGGAGCUGCCCGAGGAGGUGGGCGAGGUGGUGCACGCCAGCCCCAAGAGGGGCUUCCGCUGCAUCAACAAGGAGCAGCCCCCGGGCAAGACCUGCUCCAACUACCACAUCCGCUUCCUCUGCCCGCUGGAGCACAUCUACUGGUCCCACUGGUCCUCGUGGAGCCCCUGCUCGCGCCGGGCCUGCGGCAGCAGCGGCACCCAGACCCGCGCCCGCCGCUGCCUCAGCGCCCGCCCCGCGGCCGCGCUCAAGGAGGUCAAGUGCAAGGGCAAAGCCGUGGAGCGCCGGCCCUGCAGCGCCGGGCCCUGCCCAGAGCCCGCCUGGACGGAGUGGGGCCCCUGGGGCCCCUGUUCCCGCAGCUGCGGCAGCGCCGGGACGCGCGUCCGGCGCCGGAGCUGCGAGGCCGCCAAGAAGACGUUGUGCCCCGGCCGCCCCACCGAGGUGCAGAAAUGUCCCCCCUCGCCCUGCCCAGGUACCGCCCUCGGGGACGUGGGGACCCCCUCCCCGGUGCCCGCCGGCCCCGGGGGUCUGAGCUCCGUGCCCCCCGCAGCCUGCCCCGGGCACACGCUGCAGGGCACCGUCCUCACGGGCACCGGGGCGGCGCUGCCGGACGCCAGGAUCUACCUGGAGGGGUCCCCGCCGGCGCUGCUGGGCCGCAGUGACGCCCACGGGCGCUUCGCCGUCACCGCGGGGCUGUGCCAGGGCAGCGCCAACAUCAGCGCCCACCACGAGGGCUUCGUCCCGGCGCUGGCACCCGUCACCUCCAACGGCUCCGGUGCGGCCCCGGUGCUCCUGAGGCUGCGGAGGCUGGAGAAGCCCUACAUGGUGCUGCACCCCAGGGCGCAGGUCUGGGAGGCCGGGCAGGACGUGACCUUCUGCUGCAAAGCCUCGGGCACCCCCGUGCCCAAGAAGUAUUACUGGUACCACAACGGGACGCUGCUGGAGAGGAAGGGGCAGCAGCCCGGCGGGCGCCUGGCGCUGCGGGGGCUGGCACUGGAGCAGGCCGGCACCUACCACUGCAAGGCCAGCUCCGAGGCGGGCGCCAUCCGCUCGGCGCCGGCACAGCUCACCGUGCUGGCCCAGGGCCAGCAGAGCUGCCGCUCGGAGCCGGAGCCGAGCCUGGUGGAGCUGCCCAGCGAGUGCCCCCGGGACGCCGCCGGCUCCCGCCACUACAACGUGGGCCGGUGCCCGCCCUCCCCGUGCCCUGGCGGCCCCAGCGACCCCUCGGGCUGCGGGGGGGCCCCGGGGCACUGCUGCGGGGUGCGCAGGAUGGAGCUGCGGGAGAUCCCCUGCGCUGGCUCCCUGCUGCCCGUCAAGGUGGUGGCCGAGUGUGGCUGCGGGCCCUGUGCCCAGCCCCGCGUGCUCGUGCAGGGCCGGGUGACGGCGGCCGACACCGGGGAGCCCCUGCGCUUCGGGCAGAUCUUCCUGGGCGGCAGGAAGGUGGGAUUCACCGGCUACAAGGGCUCCUUCACCAUCGAGGUGCCGCCGGACACGCGGCGCCUGGUGGCUCGUUUCGUGGACCGGCAGCAGCGGUUCCUGGACGCCGUCAAGGUCCUGCCCUUCGACCCCCGCGGGGGCAGCGUCUACCAGGAGGUGAAGGUGCUGCGGAAGAAGGAGCCGGUGGACCUGGACGGCAGCCGGGGCAACGCCAUCCCGCUGGGCGAGGCGAGCGGCCGGGAGCCCAUCGGGGAGCUCGUCCUUCCCGCCGGCGCCUUCCUGCGCCCCUCCGGGGAGGUUUUCAACGGCACGGUCAGAGCCAGCGUCACCUUCCUGGACCCCAGGGACGUGGCGACGGCCAGCGCCGCCUCCAGCGACCUCAGCUUCGCCGACGCCGAGGGCGAGAUCGUCCCCCUGCGCACCUACGGCAUGUUCUCCGUGGAUUUCCGGGAAGGGGAGAGCGGCGCGGCGCUGCAGACGGGGCCGGUGCAGGUGCGGAUGGACACGGGGCAGGUCUGGAUGCCGGAGCACCUGCAGAAGAUGAAGUUGUGGUCCUUGAACCCCGAGACCGGCCUGUGGGAGGAGGAGGGGAUCCUCCGCCCCGCCGCGGGCAGCCGGCGGAAGAGGGAGGAGAGGACCUUCCUGGUGGGGAACCUGGAGAUCCGGGAGCGGCGCCUCUUCAACCUGGACGUGCCGGAGGAUCGCCGCUGCUUCGUCAAGGUCAGGGCCUACAGCAACGAGAAGUUCAACGCCUACGAGCAGCUGGAGGGGGUGGUCAUCAGCCUCAUCAACCUGGAGCCCCAGCCCGGCUUCCCCUCCAACCCCCGCGCCUGGGGCCGCUUUGACAGCGUGGUGACGGGCCCCAACGGCGCCUGCCUGCCCGCCUUCUGCGACGGCCAGCGCCCCGACGCCUACUCGGCCUACGUCACCGCCACGCUGGGCGGGGAGGAGCUGGAAGCCGUGGCCUCCAGCCCCAAGCUCAACCCCGGCGCCGUCGGGGUGUCCCAGCCCUACCUGGGCAAGCUGGGCUACCGCCGCUCGGACCACGACGACCCCGACCUGAAGAAGACGGCCUUCCAGAUCAACGUGGCCAAGCCCGACCCCAACAACAUCGACGAGAGCAACGGCCCCAUCUACUCGUACCGCAGCCUGGAGGAGUGCGAGCGGGCGCCGGCCAGCGCCAACCACCUGCGCUUCUACCGCGUGGAGGUGGAGAAGUACGAGUACAACGUGGUGCCCUUCAGGGAGAGCGACCUGACCUCCUGGACCGGGGACUACCUGUCGUGGUGGCCCAACCCCCAGGAGUUCAGGGCCUGCUACAUCAAGGUGCGGAUCGAGGGGCCGCAGGAGUACAUGGUGAGGUCUCGGAACGCGGGGGGCACCCACCCCCGCACGCGGGGGCAGCUCUACGGGCUGCGGGACGCGCGCAGCGUGCGGGACCUGGCGCUGGACGGCACCUCGGCGGCCUGCGUGGAGUUCAAGUGCAGCGGGAUGCUCUUCGACCAGAGCCUGGCCGACCGCACCCUGGUGUCCGUGGUGCCCCAGGGCAGCUGCCGCCGCACGGCCGUGAACGGGCUCCUGAGCGAGUACCUGAGCCGGCACCCGCCGGCGGCCGACAACAACCACACCGGCGCCUUCGCCAUGCUGGCCCCGCUGGACCCGCUGGGCCACAACUACGGCAUCUACACGGUGACGGACCAGAACCCGCGCCUGGCCAAGGAGAUCGCCAUCGGCCGCUGCUUCGACGGCACCUCCGACGGCUUCUCGCGGGAGAUGCGGGCGGGCGCGGGCACGGCCGUCACCUUCGCCUGCCAGGAGCGGCCGCCGGGCCGGGAGAGCUUCUUCCAGCGCCUGCUGACGGCCCCGGCCGAGGCGCUGGCCGAGAUCCGGCGGGAGAUGGGGGCCGGCGAGCUGCGCCGCGCCCCCCCCGAGGUGAUGGACUUCGCCUCCGGCGCCCGGGCCCCGGGCCCCACGCCCACCCGCCGGACCCCCAGCAGCCCCCGGAGGCCGGGCCGGAUCCGGGGCCGGCCCUGAGCGCCGCGGGCCCCCCGCGCCCCCUCCCCGGCUCGGCUCCGCCCUCCCUUUCCCCGUCGCUUUUUACCCGCGCUCAUUUAUAACGACCGGGGGUGGGAGGGGGGGACGCGCCGGGGACACGCGGAGCGGGACCCUCCCGGGGCACGGGACCGCCGGGGCGUGGGGAGGGGGUGUCAGCGGGCCCCCGCCGGCCUCGCCAGCCCCCCCGGUGCUGCCGCUGCCCCCGGCCCGGCCCCGCGCGGGGCAGCUCUUGGUGCUCAGCCCCGGGACAGCGCACGGGGUAUUUAAAUAAAAGGAAUAAAAGAGGGGGUGGAAGUAAAGAGGGGACGGGGCUGGGAUGGGAAGGGGGUCCCCGCCCCGUGGAGCUCCCGCGUGCCCGCGCCAGGGCUGAGGGUGCCGGGAGCUGGGAACGCCCAUCCCAUCCCUGAGCCCCACAGGGAAUCGGGGGGCUUGGAGGGGGGAAAACGCCUGGAUAAUGGGGGUAAGAUGCCCUCCCUGUGGUGCCAGCCCUCCAGCCGCGGUGCCAGCCCCCCCCCCCCGGCACCCUCGGUGACCCCGCGGCACGGGGGGCAGGUUUGUACAUUAUUUAUUACGAAAUAUAGAGUUGUGUGUA